Messenger RNA from Xenia sp. Carnegie-2017, 4133 nucleotides. RefSeq names its product potassium voltage-gated channel subfamily H member 5-like. Gene Ontology annotation, biological process: regulation of membrane potential; potassium ion transmembrane transport. Gene Ontology annotation, molecular function: voltage-gated potassium channel activity. Bases 77 to 2980 code for a protein of 967 amino acids. Lineage: Eukaryota; Metazoa; Cnidaria; Anthozoa; Malacalcyonacea; Xeniidae. The transcript has 12 exons. Gene Ontology annotation, cellular component: membrane. The record is from RefSeq and is a predicted model, not a curated record.
AGUCACAACGUUGAAAUGCUUGAGUGGAGUUUGUUUUUGGAUUUGGACUUUUUAGGAAAUACCUUUCUGUGCUAAGAUGGCUUGUUGUCCUCAUUUUAUGUCUAAAGUUGCUCAAUUCAACGAAACAAGAAACAACGCAAGUGAUAAUCCACGAGAAUUGGAUAUGCCGAUCGGUCGUCGUGGUCUUAUCGUACCCCAAAAUACUUUCUUAGAAGACGUCAUACGACGAACUGGUGACCUUCAUGAGAGCUUUAUGGUUGGAAGUGCAGAGAUAGCAGGCUAUCCCGUAGUAUACUGCAGUAAUGGAUUCUCUCAGAUGACUGGAUUCAAGCGUUCUGAUGUGAUGCAGUCUAGUUGUGACUGCAGAUUUCUUUACGGCUCAUCUGUGAAGAAGAGUGCUGCUGAAGAAAUCCAGAAUGCUUUGCGAAUGAAAAUAACUUGUCAGGUUGAGUUCAUUGGAAGAAAAAAAGAUGGAACACCAGUAUGGUAUCUGUUCCACGUUGCUCCAAUUGAGAAUGAAGAAAAUACAAUUGUACUUUUUCUCAUUACCGUCAAAGAUAUAACUGAACUGAAAGAGCCUAUUGUUGAAAACGAUGCCGUUCAAAAGUGGUCGAAAUUGAAACAAACCAUUAAGUCAGAUCGUAGUGCAUUCGUAGUUGCUUUUACUAAAACGAAGGAGGAAAAAAAUAAGAUUCGUAUUGCGCAGUUGAGAGUUCACAAUUCAGAUUUCAUUCUCCAAUACAAGCAGCAGAUACCAAAACCUCCUAAAUGGGUGAUAUUGCAUUACUCUAGUCAAAAAGUUAUCUGGGAUUGGUUUGUACUUCUUUUUAUCCUUUAUACUGCAUCUGCAGUUCCAUUUGCAUUCUGUUUUGAUUACGACCCCUUGCCGAUGACCAUCUUUGACAUUUUGGUGGAUGUGUUUUUUAUUGUGGAUAUUGCGGUGAAUUUUCACACGUCAUACCUUGGUCAGGACGGUGAAGUUAUCACUGACCUCAAACAGAUUCGACGUUACUAUCUUCGAACUUGGUUUGCUGUGGAUCUCAUCACUUCAUUACCCUAUGGACUGAUGUUGUUAGUUAGUAGUAGUAACACAUUUGUGCAGCUCAUCAGCAUCUUUAAGUGCAUUCGUCUUCUUCGAGUGAGUCGUGUUACGCGAAAAAUGAAUCAAUUCAUCAAUUAUGGUUUCGUUACAUUGAUCCUGUGUCUGGUCGUAUUCCUUCUUUGCGCUCAUCUAAUGGCGUGCCUUUUCUACCUCAUUGCUCGUUCCUAUGACAACUUUCACGAAGUUGGUUGGGUCGCCACACUUGCUAAACAAACAAAUCAACCUUUCAACACAACUGAGGGUAAUCGUAUACUGCCAUCACUCGCGUCUUUGUACGUUUCUGCUUUGUAUUAUUGUUUGACGAGCUUGACGACAAUUGGCUUUGGAAACAUAUCUCCAAACACGACGGCUGAGAAAAUUUUUGGCAGCAUAUGUAUGAUAGUUGGAGCUCUAGGUUACGCUGUCAUCUUUGGUCAAGUAACAGCCAUUGUACAGCAAGCUCAAAAAAAAUCCGAAAAAUAUCAUUCACUUUUGGUUAAUAUUAAAUCAUUUCAAAAACUUUAUCGAGUUCCAAGUGACCUUUCCGCUAGAAUUCUUGACUAUUUUAUGUCGACAUGGGCUCUUAAGAAAGGUGUUGAUACUGACGAGGUGCUGAAGCAAUGUCCCAAAGAUUUACAAUCUGAUAUUUGUAUUCAUCUCAAUCGGAAGGUGCUGUACAGCAAUCCAGCGUUCAGCUCGAUGCCAAUGAGUGUCUUGCGCACUAUUGCAAGGAAUUUUUGCAUUUGUCACGUGGCUCCUGGGGAUCGCGUUAUACACGAAGGUGAAAGUUUGGAUGUUUUGUAUUUCAUUAGUCACGGGACAUUUGAAGUAAAACAGGAUGGUCACGUGGUUGGCUUACUUGGUCAAGGUGAUGUCUUUGGCGAUGACGUUUGUAACGAAGUGACUGUCGGGAAAUCUAUCGCUGACGUAUGCGCUCUUACGUACAGUGAUUUACAUUGUAUCGAUAGGAAUGACUUACGAGAUGUGUUUAUGACGUAUCCGGAGUCUGGGGUUGAAUUCUCCAGCCACCUCACAUUGGCGUUUAACUUGAGAUAUCAGAUGAAUCGAAAGGAUCGUAAUUCAGUGUUGCAGUCUGUCCAGGAUAUUGACUCUUUCGAAAGUACUUCGCUUUCUAACAGAGCUAUGCGACACAUGACACCAUCUGCUGGACGCGGUCGGAGGCUCAGUUUAAUUCAAGAACUUAACCAGACCAUCGAUUUUGAGUCAUCUGCCGGCGACGGUUAUUCACUUGACAGUGGAAGUGUCCACGUUAAAAACUCGAGACGACCUGUCCGGGUAUCCACUGCGGUUAUUGAUGAAGAAAAUGAAGUUGAUUUGUACGAGCAGCUACCUGAGGAGAAUGGGAACGAGGAAGCCUUUUAUCAUGCUGAAAUAAAAGACAAUGAGCGUAUUUAUUGUAACAUGAUUAAAAAAUUCACAACUCAAGAAAUUGCUAAGUUGCGCAGUGAAAUGAACAAAACAAUAUGCGAAAUUGACUCGAAAUUUUCUCGCGUUGAAAAUCAGCUUGCUUUACUUAUACGUAUGGUACAAAGCCAGAAACCUAAACCAGGGCUACCACCCAGACAUUCACAGAGUUUUCCUGGGCCUACCACGUCAACCUAUGAGAAAGAUGACGGCCUGCGCGUAAAAGACCCCGAUUCUCGUUUGAUAGACAAUGAUUCUCAAAUUGAAAAUCACACUUUAUCAUUUGUAAACAAUGCCUCUGGUAAGGUGAACCAAAUCUCACCUAGCUGGUUGUUACCGUCUCAAGCACGCAGUAGUCGACCGAAUUCUCAACCUAACAGCCGGGCUGCAUCACCACAAUCGAGACAUAACCGCAGUGUGUCGCCAAUAUCUAACAUUGCCCGUCAUGGAAGAAGAAAAAUUAGCAAUGCAUGAAGAAGUCUAUCCUGUUGGGUUUGCUUUGACAGUUGACGAGUGACAUUGAUUUAUUGCAAAAAUGAUGGAAUAGUUCUAUCGGGAUAUGUAAUGUCUCUCAUGAAACAUCAGUUGAUAUGUUAAAUGUAUCUCAUGAAACAUCAGUUGAUAUGUUAAAUGUAUCUCAUGAAACAUCAUUUGAUAUGUUAAUGUAUCUCAUGAAACAUCAGUUGAUACGUUAAAUGUAUCUCAUGGAACUUCAGUUGAUAUGUUAAAUGUAUCUCAUGGAACAUCAGUUGAUAUGUCAAAUGUAUCUCAUGAAACAUCAUUUGAUAUGUUAAUGUAUCUAAUGGAACAUCAGUUGAUAUGUUAAAUGUAUCUCAUGGAACAUCAGUUGAUAUGUCAAAUGUAUCUCAUGAAUAUGUUAAUGUUUCUUGUGAAUUUUAGUCAAUUAUCAAUUACCGACAGUCGUAAUUGACAAGCCAUGCCUAACCCAAAUGUACCUUUUAUGUUUUUAACACCUGUCUAGCAAUUUGCAAUAUUUUAUGAACAUUGAAAAGAACCGUCUUUUUAAUUAUUAACAUUGAAGUUUCGUACAUUUAAAAUAACAUCAAUAAUUAAAUAAAACGACGCCAUUCAAAAAAUAUGAAAAUUAUGUUGAUGGCACAAAAAUUAUGAUUAUCGAAGUUGUGUAAAAAUUUACCAAAAUUGUUGAAUAUACAGCAUGAAAUUAGUUUAUAUUUUUGUCAUUUUUUAGAUUAACAUUUCCACAAACAAUGAACAAAAUGUUUUUAGAAAUGCAAAAUAAUGCCAGUACUCUAUAAGGAACUUUAUAAAGGCACGUUGUUCCUUCCAAAUUAAGCGUUCCAUCUCUAAUAGUGGAGCGUUUGUUGAGAACAACAUUUCAGAAUCUAGAUCGCCUUCUUCUUUUGUAUUCUAUACAUUACAAACGGCAUCCCUCGCUCAGCUGUAUUAUCAAGUUUUUUGUUCGUACAUAUUGUAACUAUGUUAUAUAGAGAUGAUUUGCUUCGUGUUUAAGUUAGUAAAAGUAACAAAGAUUGGUUACACCAUGAAACGAAUAAUUUUGCAUGAUAUACAAGUGGAAGCACACUUGUCUGGAAUCUGUAUAUAAAAUAAAUGUUCUAUAACAAUAAAACUAUUAUUUCUACCUACA